This is a messenger RNA of Adineta ricciae, 705 nucleotides long. NCBI's taxonomy places the organism in Eukaryota, Metazoa, Rotifera, Eurotatoria, Adinetida, Adinetidae. The record is from the annotation of a GenBank genome assembly.
AUGAAAUAUUUGACUACCUUUCUUCUAAUCGUUACUUUUUACAAGACUUUUGUUAAUGCAGUGCCUGCAUCAGAAACUAAACGUCUUACUAAUCCCGAAGAAAUGGGUGGUCAUUAUCAAGGUGAUAUGGUUGUUCCUAAAGAUGCACCGCGAGGAGCAGCGAGUCGACCAUCUUGGCAGCGAUGGCCUAAUGGUGUUAUUCCAUAUGAUAUGACAUCAUCAAUUUGUAUUUUGAAAACGAACGAAUUUCUUUCNUGGAAUGUUUUUAAAUUUAAUUUUAAAGGAUUUUUUCAUGAACAAUCUCGUCCUGAUCGUGAUGAUUAUGUUUCUAUUCAAUGGGAAAAUAUCAUUAAUGGCACUGAAUUCAAUUUUGCAAAGUAUAGUGAAGAUGAUAUUGACACUCUUGGAUUACCGUACGAUUAUGGAUCUGUAAUGCAUUAUGAAGCAAAUGCGUUUAGUUCAAAUGGACAGCCAACUAUUAUACCAAAAAGAAACCUUACAACACCAUUGGGACAGCGAGUUGGUAUGAGUUCCAUAGAUAUUGCUGAAGUACAGCGAUAUUACGGAUGUUUAUUACCUCCAACAACAUUAUCUUCAUCAACUUUAAUACGUCCAACAACGACAAAAUCAUCAUCGUUAAAUCUUAUCGCGUCAAUUAGUUUACAACUAGUCUUACUCCUUUUUCCUAUUCAUAUUAAUUAUUAA